Malania oleifera is the source of this 1043-nucleotide messenger RNA. RefSeq names its product acyl-acyl carrier protein thioesterase TE3, chloroplastic-like. NCBI's taxonomy places the organism in Eukaryota, Viridiplantae, Streptophyta, Magnoliopsida, Santalales, Ximeniaceae. Gene Ontology annotation, molecular function: fatty acyl-[ACP] hydrolase activity. The record is from RefSeq and is a predicted model, not a curated record. Gene Ontology annotation, cellular component: chloroplast. The coding region runs from base 113 to 748 and encodes 211 amino acids. The transcript is spliced from 5 exons.
AUUUUUGAAGUAUCCUCGCUUGCGACGAAUAGAGAGUAUAAUGGGUUGACCUUUUCCGCCGCCGAUUGGCAGCAAGCAACUCUCACUGUCACUUCUCCUCCGCCGAGAGGAAAUGAUGCAGGCAAUUCUACCCCCGACGCACUUGACAGUCCCGGCCUCGCUUACCAAGGUUGCGUGGAUUAAUGGCCGCCGCUCAUUUUCUGUUCAUCCGAUAUGCCGGCAUCGGGAUCGUCGAGGACCGUCCUGGCUGUCAUCUCCACGAUCGGCUCCCCCAGUCAUGAGCUGCAGUGGGAUUGCAUUUGACAUCAAAGGUGGCAAAGGAAUGAGUGGGUUUCUUGAUGUUGAGCUCAAAGUCCGGGACUAUGAACUAGAUCAGUAUGGUGUUGUAAACAAUGCUGUUUAUGCAAGUUAUUGUCAACACGCUCGCCAUGAACUUUUAGAAAGGAUUGGUGUCAGUGCGGAUGCAGUUGCACGCAAUGGUGAUGCAUUAGCGCUUUCAGAGCUCUCACUCAAAUUCCUUGCGCCACUAAGAAGUGGAGACGAGUUUGUUGUGAAAGUGAGGGUCUCUGGCUCCUCAGCAGCUCGUUUAUUCUUUGAACACUUCAUCAUCAAGUUACCGAAUCAAGAGCCCAUUCUAGAAGCCAAAGCCACUGCAGUUUGGCUCAACAAAAGCUAUCAUCCUGUUCGUAUCCCCCCCGAGAUUAGAUCUAAAUUGGUUCAAUUCCUCCGCCACGACAAACCCAGUUGACUUUAAUUGCAUGAGAACUUUGUUGAGGCAGAAAAAACAUUUGUUGCCAGAGAGACGCUGGAAUGAGUAAAUUUGCUUCUGGCCCUCACUUUGCUCCCACAAGGGAAGAGCAAAAAGAAGGGAAGGGGGCUGGUGGGAUUGAAAAGCGAAGCUAUUCCACUUAGCAAAUAGAUUCAUCCAUUUCAUGAGGAGAGAUUUACUUUCUGAUGUAUCUUGCUUUUUCAGCCCCGGAGGUUUUGUGAUUCAAACCACUGUCACAAAUGUGAAAAUAGAAAUCGAUCAAGGUUCCAAUUUU